Messenger RNA from Grus americana (Whooping crane), 877 nucleotides. RefSeq lists its product as uncharacterized. Gene Ontology annotation, cellular component: mitochondrion. Gene Ontology annotation, biological process: mitochondrial respiratory chain complex IV assembly. The transcript has 2 exons. The record is from RefSeq and is a predicted model, not a curated record. Lineage: Eukaryota; Metazoa; Chordata; Aves; Gruiformes; Gruidae. Bases 330 to 767 code for a protein of 145 amino acids.
CAGCCUCAGGGCUUGACGGAGCCCUCAGAGCAGCGCUGUGGCAGCACUAUUUAUGGCUUGCAAGGAGCUCCAGGCCUGGGAGAAGAGCAGCCCUUGCUGUCAGCAGCUGCCCUAGUGCUUUUGGAGGAGCACGGCCUCCUGAAGGAGGCUGUUGGGCUGCAAGCACAGGCUCGGCCCUCAGGGAGGGCGGCGAGGCCUCCGAGUGCCGCAGCGCUGGAGCGGGACUGGCACGGCCUUGGCUCCAUCCCGUGUGCGGCUGAGGACAGUCCCCCUCAGGCUGCUGGCGCCUCGGCCUCACGCAGGGUGAGCCGUGGAGUGCCUUGUGGGGCAUGGCCAGCAGCACGGGCCGUGCUGAGGAGAGCGGCCCGAGGGGCGGCAGCCCGGGCCGGCCCUGCCCGGGGCCGCGGGGGGGUCACCGGCCGCCUGAGGUGAAAGAGCGGCGGUGCCGCCGGCCCCGCGAGGGGGCGCCGCAGCUCCCGCGGACUACACAUCCCAGCAGGCAGCGCGGCGCCGCCGCAGCCCCACGUGACGGGCGGGGCGCUGGCCGGAAGCGCACUGCAGCGGAACCGCGCGCCGGUGGUACGGGAGCCCGAGGGGCAGGCGCAGCCAUGGUAUCCGGCAAACAGCUGGCCGACUUCGGCUACAAGGCCUUCUCCGGUUCCAUGCUGCUGCUGACGGUCUACGGCGGGUACCUGUGCGGCGUCCGCGCCUACCGCCUCCUCCAGCGCCGCCGGGAGCGGCAGGCCGCGGCCGGCCCCGACAGCUGACGGCGGCCUGCGACCCACUACCGCCUUUCCCGGCUGGGACGACGAAGGGCCCCGCGGAUCGGCCCCGGAGAGGGGGGAGAUGGGGCCUAAUAAAACCCUCGUGAAAAGCC